AUGGGUUUCCGCUGGAACUCUCCUUUGGCCCAGGUGCUCGCCGUGGGUCUCAUCUGCUUCUGCUGCCCCGGCAUGUACAAUGCCCUAAACUCUCUCGGUGCCGGUGGUCAGGUCGACUCCAAGAUCGGUCAGAACGCCAACGUUGCCCUGAACACUUGUUUUGCCCUCUUUGGACUCCUCGCCGGAGCCAUCCACAACAAAAUCGGACCCAAGUGGACUAUUUUCAUUGGUUGCAGUACCUACUGCCUCUACGCCGGAUCUUUCCUCUCCUACAACCACCACAAGACUGGCUGGUUCUCUAUCAUCGCUGGUGCCCUCCUCGGUGUCGGCGCUGCCAUGCUCUGGACCGCCCAAGGUGCGAUCAUGAUGGCCUACCCCAGUGAGCAGGAGAAGGGACGUUACAUUGGAUACUUCUGGGCCACUUUCAACGCCGGAGGAGUCGUUGGAUCCAUCAUCCCUCUUGUCAUCAACUUCAAGUCAACCUCGACCGGUCCCCUCGCCGACUCGAUUUACAUUGCCUUCAUGUGCAUCAUGGCCCUCGGCACUUUCAUCGGUCUCACCCUCGCUGCCCCUAGCAAGAUCGUACGUAACAACGGUGACAAGAUCAGGAUCCAAGAGUUCCCCACCUGGACUGGCGAGGUCAUUGCUACCUUGAAGCUCUUCCUUGAUUGGCGCAUGGUCGUCCUGAUCCCCAUGUUCUUGUCGUCCAACUGGUUCUACGCCUACCAGUUCGCCACCGUCCAGGGGUGGUUCUCGAUCCGCACCCAGUCGCUCAACAAUAUCCUCUACUGGGGUGCUCAGAUUGUCGGUUCCUAUGGUUUCGGUCGCGUCCUCGAUUUCCAGGGCGUCCCUCGUCGCACUCGUGGUCUCUGGGGUCUUGCGAUCAUCUCUGUUUUCUUCAUCAUCACUUGGGUAGGUGGUAUCUUCUUCCAAAAGACCUACACCAUCAACGAUCCCGCAGGCAACCACGACUUCUCCGAGGGUAGCAUUUAUAUCGGACCAUUGUUCUUGUACAUCUUCUACGGAUUGGGCGAUGCUGCCUGGCAGACAUACUGCUACUGGUUGAUGGGUGCCCUCUCCAACGAUGUCACCGUCCUCUCGCGUUACUCUGGCUUCUACAAGUGCAUCCAGUCGUCUGGUGGUGCCAUCUCCUGGAGGAUCAACGCCCUCAAGGUUCCCUUCAUGACCGAGUUGAUCAUCUGCUUUGCCCUUUUGGGCGCUUCCAUCCCCGGGGCGUUCGUCCUCGCCAACCGUCUUGAGGAGCACUCCGAGGAGGCCGUCCACAUCGAGCAUCACGAGUCCAAGUUGGACGAAAAGCACGAGAUCCAGGCUUAA
Molecule: messenger RNA, 1335 nt
Organism: Linnemannia hyalina
Lineage: Eukaryota; Fungi; Mortierellomycota; Mortierellomycetes; Mortierellales; Mortierellaceae
Source: the annotation of a GenBank genome assembly